AUGAUUGCACGUGGACUAUUGAGAGGAAAUGCUGGCAGGCUAGCUUGCUUGAGAGCUCUUCACAGGAGCAGUGCUUUAUCAAAAGCUCAAACUUUCGCGAUGCCUGCAAUGUCCCCUACCAUGGAGAAGGGCGGGAUCGUCGAGUGGAAGUUUAAGGUAGGCGACCCAUUUUCAGCUGGCGAUGUUUUACUAGAAGUGGAAACAGAUAAAGCCCAAAUCGAUGUUGAGGCUCAGGACGAUGGUAAACUGGCAAAAAUCGUGGUGGAUAACGGUGCAAAAGACAUCAACGUCGGUGAGGUGAUUGCUUACCUGGCAGAGCCUGAGGAUGACCUAGCUACUCUCGAGCUGCCACAACCUGAGAAGAGUACGGGCAAAUCCAAAGCAGAAACAAAAUCUGCAGCUAAACCAAGCGCCACCGCCAAGACCUCGCCUGCGUCAAUUUCGCAAGAGAACAAGCCAGAACCCAAGAAGAAUGCCCCAUCAAAGAGCUCGUCUGAUUCAAAAAGUAGCACUGGCGUUGCAGUCAAGGCUAACCCUUCUCAGACUCUUCUUCCUUCCGUGCAAAUGUUGUUGCACGUUAACAACAUAUCUGCGGAAGACGCACUAAACAACAUUCCAGCUUCUGGACCCAACGGUCGGAUCCUCAAAGGUGACGUUCUGUCAUAUCUGGGCAAGGUGUCCCAGGAAUCUGUUACAAAGCUGGCGGAGUAUAUUGAGAAGGGCUCUGCAUUGGACCUAACCAACAUUGAAUUGAAAGAGCCAGAGCCUGCUCCUAAAGCCAAAGAAGAAGUCGCAAAGAAAGAACCAGUCGUGCUUUCUGAGCAAUUGCAUCUGAAGGUUGCGUCGGGCGUCACGUAUGAGCAGCUGGCCAGAUCCCUUGAGUCUUACGUCAAGGAGGCAAAGUAUCUAGCUCACGAACAGCCUACCACCAACCCAUAUUCCGAGCACUUUGAUGCGGUAUUUGAAGAACUGAUAACUCCCGAGCCAAGAGCGCCUAGAUUUGAAGUCUCGUACGAUCUCAUUUCCCUGGGGAGCAGCGGCAUAAGCGCCAAGCAACAGGACGAUAUAUUUGAUCUGCUGGCAGGCACAAAACCCUCUCCUGCGGCAAGCGAGGUCGAAACCGCGCAACCAAAUGAGUUUCUAGUGAGCGUAAGGGUUCAGGUUAGUGACAAAUUCACUGACGCCCCAACCAAGGCGGAAAGAUUCGUUCAAUAUCUAAGAGAUUUAGAGAGUUCUGCUGAACUUUAA
This is a messenger RNA of Lachancea thermotolerans CBS 6340, 1248 nucleotides long. It is a transcript of the gene PDX1, whose product is annotated as Pdx1p. Gene Ontology annotation, biological process: pyruvate decarboxylation to acetyl-CoA. Bases 1 to 1248 code for a protein of 415 amino acids. Gene Ontology annotation, cellular component: pyruvate dehydrogenase complex. The transcript has a single exon. The record is from RefSeq and is a predicted model, not a curated record. NCBI's taxonomy places the organism in Eukaryota, Fungi, Ascomycota, Saccharomycetes, Saccharomycetales, Saccharomycetaceae. Gene Ontology annotation, molecular function: dihydrolipoyllysine-residue acetyltransferase activity.